AUGCGCCUCUGCCUCCUCCUCUCCACCCUCAUAGCAUCCGCCUCCGCCUCGCGCCUAUGGGCAACUCACUACAAUGGCCACGUCUACACCCUGGAUCUCGCCGGCAAUAACACCCUCUCCGUCACCGAUAAGCUCAAGACCUGUGGCGGCAUGCCGAGCUGGCUGACCUUCGACGCCGCGACGCGCACGCUGUACUGCUCCGACGAGGACGGAUCGGCCGAUCCGUCGACGCACGGGUCCCUGACGGCGCUGCAUGCGGCGCCCGAUGGCAAGCUGCGCGAGAUGGUGAAGACCGAGGCUGUGGGGGGUGGGGUGAGUAGUGCGAUUUAUGGGGGAAAGGGCAAGGGGAAGGGGAAGAAGUAUCUUGCGAUUGCGCAUUAUGGCGGAUCCGCCAUCUCAACCUUCUCCCUCCCCCUCCACCCAAACCAGCGCGCCCUCCAAGCCUUCCACUUCAACCUCACGCAUGCCGGCGCAGUCGCGCAACAAGACGCAUCUCAUCCACACGAGGUGUUCCUCGACCCGACCGGCUCGUUCAUCGUCAGCCCGGACCUCGGCGCAGACCUACUGCGCGUGUACGCCAUCGACACGUCGUCGGGCCGACUGCACGGCUGCCCGAGCGUGAACGUGACAUUCGGCAGCGGACCGCGCCAUGGCGUUUUCUGGAGUGACAGUGACGGCAAAACCGGCAACAAUGGGGCUUCGCACAACCAGCAGCCAUCGCGCCGGACAACCACAACAACAACCAUAGAGUCUGGCAAGACCCUACUGUACGUAGCCAACGAGAUCGGAGGCACGGUAAUGGUCUACGACGUGUCCUACCCGCAAUCCGGCUGUCUCUCCUUUGCAAAGAAGCAGACGCUUGUCCCCUACACGCACGGCAAGAUGCCGCACGGCGCGACGCCAGCGGGCAUCCAUAUCGUCGGCGAUGCGCUGUACGUCUCUAUCCGCAGCGACCAGGGCUUCGCGCCGAGCGACUCGAUGGUGACCCUGGACCGCAGCGCGCGCAAUGGGAGUGUGGCACUGCGGACGCGGACGCCGGCGUAUGGCAAGGUGCCGCGCACGUUUGCGCUGAACCGGGCUGGGGACCUUGUUGCGAUUGGGAAUCAGGCGUCGGCGACGGUGGCGGUUGUGCGGCGGGAUCGCCGGACUGGGGAGUUGGGGGAGAAGGUUGCUGUUGUGCAGGUUGGGGGGCCUGGGAAGGUGGGUGCUGCGGAGGGGUUGAGUAGUGUUAUCUGGGAGGAGUGA
Messenger RNA from Penicillium alfredii, 1245 nucleotides. RefSeq lists its product as uncharacterized. The record is from RefSeq and is a predicted model, not a curated record. Gene Ontology annotation, molecular function: 6-phosphogluconolactonase activity; protein binding. The coding region runs from base 1 to 1245 and encodes 414 amino acids. NCBI's taxonomy places the organism in Eukaryota, Fungi, Ascomycota, Eurotiomycetes, Eurotiales, Aspergillaceae. The transcript has 2 exons.